This is a messenger RNA of Cadophora gregata, 474 nucleotides long. RefSeq lists its product as uncharacterized. The coding region runs from base 1 to 474 and encodes 157 amino acids. NCBI's taxonomy places the organism in Eukaryota, Fungi, Ascomycota, Leotiomycetes, Helotiales, Ploettnerulaceae. The record is from RefSeq and is a predicted model, not a curated record. The transcript is spliced from 2 exons.
AUGAAGUUCUCAAUGGUCGCCGCAUUCGCAUUUUGCACUGCAGUCGCAUCUGCUGAUGAUCUCAACGUCCCAUCCGUGAUCUCUGCCUUCUACCCCGACGAGACCCCCAAAAUCGACGCCAAAGCCUCCACCUCCCUCGCCAGCGCCCUCCACUCCGUGGAAUCCACCUGGGAAAACAGCAACAAGUACACCUCUGCCAUCGCCGCUAUCUACAGCGCCGCACCCACCGCUGCGCAAGCCUCGAUCUCGAAAUCAGGAUACGAGUAUGACGCUUUGACGACGGAGAGCUGGUACACGAAGGAUGUGCCGAAGGCGAUCCAGACGGAUGUUGCGGAUUAUAGGAAGGCGAUUAAUAGUGCGGCGGCGAAGAUCGUGGGAACCCCGAGUACGAGUUCGUCGGGGUGUAUGAAGACAGGGGUGCCGAUGGUGGUGGGUGCUAUGGGUGUUGUGGGGGGUGUUUGGGCUGCUAUGUGA